Molecule: messenger RNA, 5242 nt
Organism: Bufo bufo (common toad)
Lineage: Eukaryota; Metazoa; Chordata; Amphibia; Anura; Bufonidae
Gene: GALNT7
Product: polypeptide N-acetylgalactosaminyltransferase 7
Exons: 12
Coding region: 195-2165 (656 amino acids)
Cellular component (GO): Golgi apparatus
Source: RefSeq, a predicted model, not a curated record
GCAGCGGGACAGUGCACGGGAGGAGGAGAAUAGAGGCUGCUGUGAGGAGGCUCACACCUGUGUGUGUGAGGAGUGUGGAGGCUGGCGGAGGAUGCAGGAGCCCUCACCCCAGCCUAGGGUCUAGCAGCCGCACACACUCUCUAGUCCCCAGCCUGUGACCACACCGUGACUGCUCCCCUCCGCCAGCAGCAGACAUGAGGCUGAAGCCCGGCUUCCUCCUGCGCAGCCUGCUGGUGCUGGCCACUUUCCUGGCUCUGCUCAUCCUCUGGUCCUCGCUCUCCUCCGGUCGGACAGAGCCCCCGCGCUCGCAGCUGGCCCGGGAAGAAAAUGCAAAUGUCGCUCAGCCUGGAAAAUCAGAAAAUAACCUAGCCCCCAAAAAUGAAUUUGAGCCUGUUGCGCCAUGGCCCCGUGUGGAGGGCGUAGAAGUAGACCUGGAGUCUAUCCGCAGGAAGAACAAGAUCCAAAAUGAACAAGACCGCCUGGAUGGGAAGGUUAAUAAUCAGCAGAACGUUAUGCAGCGCCAGUUUCUUACUUUUAAGCCCCAGAAACACGUGUAUCCAGCUCCAGUGCUUCGUCCGGGAGUUCUGGGAAAUUUUGAAUUUAAAGAACCUGAACCCCAGGGUGUGGUAGGUGGCCCAGGAGAAGGAGGAAAGCCAUUCAUUUUGGGAUCAGACUACAAAGAAUCCAUCCAGGCCAGCAUUAAGGAAUUUGGAUUUAACAUGGUCGCCAGUGACAUGAUCUCAUUAGACAGAACGGUCAACGACUUGCGUCAUGAAGAGUGCAAAUACUGGAAUUAUGAUGAGAACUUGCUCACGUCCAGUGUGAUCAUUGUUUUCCAUAAUGAAGGCUGGUCGACACUCAUGAGGACCGUUCACAGUGUUAUCAAGAGGACCCCUAGAAAAUACCUGGCUGAGAUUGUCAUGAUAGAUGAUUACAGUAACAAAGAACAUUUAAAAUCAAGGCUGGACAAUUACGUCAAGCAGUGGAAUGGGCUAGUAAAGGUAUUUAGGAACGAACGUAGAGAGGGGCUUAUACAGGCCCGAAGCAUCGGAGCCCAGAAGGCGAAACUAGGACAAGUUUUAAUUUAUCUGGAUGCACACUGUGAAGUGGGAAUUAAUUGGUAUGCUCCUUUAAUAGCUCCUAUAGCCCAAGACAGAACUGCUUGUACUGUUCCACUAAUAGAUUACAUUGAUGGCAAUGUUUAUACCAUUGAGCCACAGCAAGGUGGGGAUAGCGAUGGUUUUGCUCGAGGGGCCUGGGACUGGAGCAUGUUAUGGAAACGAAUUCCAUUAAGCGACAGAGAAAAGGCCAAACGAAAGCAUAGAACUGAACCUUAUUGGUCUCCUGCCAUGGCCGGAGGAUUAUUUGCGAUCGAGAGAGAGUUCUUCUUCGAGUUGGGUCUUUAUGACCCAGGUCUUCAGAUCUGGGGAGGAGAGAACUUUGAAAUUUCCUACAAGAUUUGGCAAUGUGGAGGAAAGCUAUUGUUUACACCUUGUUCACGUGUGGGUCACAUCUACCGUCUGCAUGGGUGGCAAGGAAACCCACCCCCAGUUUAUGUGGGAUCAUCACCAACACUGAAGAACUACGUUAGAGUUGUAGAGGUUUGGUGGGAUGAGUACAAAGACUAUUUUUACGCCAGCCGUCCUGAAACAAAAGCUCUGGCUUAUGGGGAUAUAAGUGAGCUGAAAAAAUUCAGAGAGGACCACAACUGCAAAAGCUUUAAAUGGUUCAUGGAAGAGAUAGCAUAUGAUAUCCCUGCACAUUAUCCGCUCCCACCCAAAAACGUGGAUUGGGGAGAGAUACGAGGUUUAGAUUCCAACUAUUGCAUUGACAGCAUGGGUCAUACAAAUGGAGGUUCGGUGGAACUUGGCCCCUGCCAUAGAAUGGGCGGCAAUCAGCUUUUCCGGAUUAAUGAAGCAAAUCAGUUGAUGCAGUAUGACCAGUGUCUGACUAAAGGGCAGGACGGCACCUCAGUUAUGAUCACACAUUGUAAUUUGAAUGAGUACAAGGAAUGGCAAUAUUUUAAGAACCUAAACAGAUUCACCCAUAUCCCAACUGGAAAAUGCUUGGAUCGCUCAGAGGUUCUUCACAAAGUGUUCUUGUCAGACUGUGACUCCAGCAAAUCAUCACAAAAGUGGGAAAUGAACAAUAUCCUUAGUGUAUAGAAUGGAAGACCACUGCACAAAGAUGAACUUGGCUGAAGACGACCUGGAACCGACUGCAAUUGAGAUCUGUAUUCAGCAAGCAUAAUGAAGGAGAAUGAAGAUCUCCAGGAUUAGAAUGGGGUCAUCCUGCAGUUAAUGUUUACAAGACUGCUUUUACCUUAAACUUUUUACACGUUUACAUCAUCUUGAUUCAAGAUAAUGUUUGUAAAGUGCUUCUAGCUCUGUUUGUAGGAACAAAGCUAAAGACAAUAUUUUUUUGGGAUUAUACUCAGGGGCUGGAAGGUAGUUUUUAAAACACACUUGAAAAUCAGUUGAUUAAUGUGUCUCGGUGAUUAACUAGAUUUCCAUUAGAUUUUAAUUUUAUUUUCCAAAGCACUGCCACGAUUUGUUUUAGCAAUGGUGGCUUUUGUCCGUGCUGCUGUUUUGAAUGGGAAAAUCUGAAAAAUCUUGGUGCCUCUUUAUUUCUUUUGUAUAGUAGAUCUAUGUGAUGACCAUGUGUUAACGGUGGAAGCUAACCGAUGAACGUUUGAUGAACAUAAGGAUGCAUAGAGGGUAUAAGGGACCCUCCUAUUGUCUGGGUGUUCUAGCCACAUCACAAGGCCAUAAUUCUUAAUGUUCAUGCUGUUCCUUUGGUAAGGAGUAAGUCGUGUCAGACUUGUGGUCACCUCUAAACAAUUAUUGCUGUCCUCUAAAGGUGCAACUUUUGAUAUUUUUGGUCUAUGUAAAUUGUAUAGCCUAGCUGAGUCUACUACCCACACUCCAAAAGUGUCUUCACACUCCACACAGUACCAGAUAUGGCACAAUGUUCUGGUUAGUGACAGAAUAUCAUAUUCCUAUUGUGGUUAUUUUUGACAUUGGAAAAAUUGAGGUUAUGGGCUUCAACUAAUCUCAGGUUAAACUGGAGUAACUUACACACUAUCGGUCAUUCUAACUCUCCAUACACAAACCACUGCAUCACAGUAUGUGGAGAGAGCAUGUGUCGUCUAAAGUGACACGUUAGUCAUAUGUAAGAGGUACAAAUAAUCAAGCAGUAACAGUAUAUGGCUUUGUUCCCUUUAAUUUGGUGACUGGUUCUCUUACUCAGGUCACAUCCUUUUCUGAAGUUUUCCGGGAUGGAAACAUUUUGAAAGCUGCUCAAUAUAUAUUGAAGGCACAGGUACAUUAGUUUAUGACAAAUCCAUAAAGGUUGCUUUGGGACGGAUAAGGUGUGUGUUGGACUCCAGGACAUUACUUCCACAAUGAUAUACAGCCAUACCUUUAACAUAGUUCAGUAAAAUGCGUCCCGUCCUGUGGUUUCUUUUUACUCUAUGGUGUAUCUCACUACAUAUUUUUAACGAUACGUCUUAAGACAACUGGCGACUGGGAAGCAAUAUACACAUUUACUAUAUAAGAAAGGUUUGUGAUUCUGUUUUAUAGCACAAAUAACAGGAUCAUUGCAGACGAAUCAUAUAAAAAUGACAUUAUCUCCUCAGUCUAACCAGUUAGUACGUAAUGUCUGCACACACGUCCAUAGUCCUUACAGUGAGAUCUUGCAUCUGACGCCGUGUUGGAGUAUACGUUCUGCUAUAUUAUUAUACAUGACUACUGGUGGCUUAAAGGAGUUAUCCGGUAAUUAAUAUUGACCUAUCCUCUGGAUCAGAUCAGCUGUUAGAAGAGGUCGGUGCUCCGUGAGCUCCACAGACUCUUCCUAGGCCAUGUGACCUCACCAUACAUCAGGACUCUGACCCCACCGAUGUAAUAAUGAAGACUUAGGCUAAGGAUAGGUCAUCAUCAUCCAUUCCUGGAUAACCCCUUUAAGUGAUCUCUACAUAUCAGCAAACUCUUAUGAUGCCUAUGGUAGUGGUCAUAUGGCAAUUAAAAUUCAAUGCUUACACGGUGUGCCAACAUGACUGGCAGUACAUACCGUACUAUCCAACAUUGUUCCUUUGUAAAUAAUAUUUAAGAAAUCCUGCUAAUGAGUAGUGAGAAGUAGACGUGAUAUAUGAAUAUAUCCACAGCAAGCUAUUGUGCUUGUCAUUAAUUUAUUUAUUGAGGGUUUUACUACAUUAGGGGAAACCAAAUCUCUUUCACUGUUGUCUGUACACAUUUGUUAAGAUGGUAUGAAACGAUACCUGAAAACCCCACAAUUGCCAGAUUGUUUACUAUGGCUCCAUAUCUACAUACAAUUAAUGGCAAAAUAUGACCGUUUCCUCCAGGCAGUACAUACCACCAAGGGCUCAUUCACACUUGCAUAUUACAGAUCUGUAUUAAUAUUUUUUUAAGUUUGUAAAACAUUUUUAAACAGUUUAAUUCACCUUUUUUUUAACUAUAAAUCUGUAUGAAAUUAUUUCCAAUACAUAGCACGUUACAACAAAUCCAUAUGGGUAUUAUUCUCAGUCCAUAGAAGUCAAUGGAUAUGUUCUAUUUUUGCUUGGCUCACAUGUGUGGAUUCCUUUUUUAUUAUCCAUCUUUCUUUGUUCUCUCCAUUCCUGGUGGCAUGCAAUGGAGCCCCAUUCGUGAAAUAGGAGAGGGUUCCAGAGGUGGGACCCACACCUAUCAGACGUUUAUGGCAUAUGCUGUGGAUAUUCUUUAUUCAGAUUGGACAGCCCCAUUAAGCCACUUUCAUAUGGUCAGUAUUUUUACGCCAAAGCUAGGUGUGGAACCUACAGCCAAAAACAAUAAUGGGAACAUUUGCAUCUUCUGUUUUUUGGACCCACCCCUGCUUUUGGAUUACAAAUACUGAUGCUAAAUGAAAGUGGCUUUGUAAUAUCUUCUUUCCUGGUUUGGCCAUGCUCUAAUAAUAAAGUUCAAAAUCCUGCAGCUGUUUUUUUUUUCCACCAGAGGCCUCAAUUUCUGUUGACUCUGUAUAGGAAUCCAUUGAUCUGAAUGGGAACUGUAUACAGUGUGACUCUAAUGGAAAAUGUCAACCUCAUUCUUGCUCAAGGUGAUACUUGGAGGUGCCUUUAAAUUUUAAGUUGAACCACCCUAUGUUAAUAAUGUAACUAUAACUGUGUUGUGGACACACUUUAUCAUACAGGAACUGAUUAGAAGGGAUCAUUGGAUACUCAGUAAUAAAUAUGGAUAGAGUGAACUUGUGU